Morus notabilis is the source of this 518-nucleotide messenger RNA. RefSeq lists its product as uncharacterized. The transcript has a single exon. The record is from RefSeq and is a predicted model, not a curated record. NCBI's taxonomy places the organism in Eukaryota, Viridiplantae, Streptophyta, Magnoliopsida, Rosales, Moraceae. Gene Ontology annotation, cellular component: membrane.
UAGAAAAGAAAAAGGGGAGGUUUGUGAUGAUUUUUCAAUCUUUUAUACUAGGUAAUCUAGUAUCCUUAUGCAUGAAGAUAAUAAAUUCGGUCGUUGUGGUCGGACUCUAUUAUGGAUUUCUGACCACAUUCUCCAUAGGGCCCUCUUAUCUCUUCCUUCUCCGAGCUCGUGUUAUGGAAGAAGGAGAAGAAGGAACCGAGAAGAAAGUAUCAGCAACAACCGGUUUUAUUACGGGAUAGCUCAUGAUGUUCAUAUUGAUCUAUUAUGCGCCUCUGCAUCUAGCAUUGGGUAGACCUCAUACAAUAACUGUCCUAGCUCUACCGUAUCUUUUGUUUCAUUUCUUCUGGAACAAUCACAAACACUUUUUUGAUUAUGGAUCUACUAACAGAAAUUCAAUGCGUAAUCUUAGCAUUCAAUGUGUAUUCCUGAAUAAUCUCAUUUUUCAAUUAUUCAACUAUUUCAUUUUACCAAGUUCAAUGUUAGUCAGAUUAGUCAACAUUCCAUCUGAUUUGAAUUAA